This is a messenger RNA of Anoplopoma fimbria (sablefish), 1030 nucleotides long. It is a transcript of the gene gpx3, whose product is annotated as glutathione peroxidase 3. The record is from RefSeq and is a predicted model, not a curated record. Gene Ontology annotation, biological process: response to oxidative stress. Lineage: Eukaryota; Metazoa; Chordata; Actinopteri; Perciformes; Anoplopomatidae. Gene Ontology annotation, molecular function: glutathione peroxidase activity. The transcript has 5 exons.
AGAGACAUCCCGAGGGAGAAGCGCGGCCGCUCACAGUGAGUCGUCACCAUGUCGGGGAAGGUCGGCACGAUGCGGCCCCUCUUACCUCUGCUGCUGCUCGGCCUGCUGCGACCCUGCUGCUCCGCAGUAACCCCAUUCACACAGCGGUGUGAACCAACGGAUUACACUAUUUACGACUACCAUGCAAAGACUCUGAACGGGAGUCACACCGUAAACCUCAGCGACUACAAGGGCAAGAGUGUCCUCUUCAUCAACGUGGCCACAUACUGAGGGUUGACCUUCCAGUACGUGGAACUGAAUGCACUACACGAGCAGAUGAAACCUCUCGGACUAACCAUUUUGGGCUUUCCCAGCAACCAAUUUGGGAAACAGGAACCAGGGCAAAACAAAGAAAUUCUUCCAGGUUUAAAGCAUGUCAGACCAGGCAAUGGAUAUGUUCCAAACUUCCUGCUGUUUGAGAAAGGUGAUGUAAAUGGAAAAAACGAGCAAGAGGUUUUCACUUUCCUUAAGAACUCCUGCCCUCCAGUCGGAGACCUCCUCGGUGACCCUGCCAGAAUGUUCUGGGGUCCCAUGAAACUCAGCGACAUCAAGUGGAAUUUUGAGAAGUUUCUGGUGGGUCCAGACGGGAAGCCGGUGAUGAGGUGGCACCCGAGUGUCAUUGUUUCCGAGAUCCAUGCCGACAUUCGCAAAUACCUGCUCCAGCUGUACACACAGCAGAUCUUCAGCGAGAACUGAUUGAUCACACUGUAUCUCCAUCUAAUGAAGUACCUGUGUAUGUACUUAGAGCAAUGUUGACAGAUCCUGACACAUGAAGAUGGCAUGUUGAAUGAAGAGGAGGCUUGAAAACAGUAACUCUGUGGUGCCUCUUCCGAGUCUGGGGUUCGGGCCAGCUCUUCAGUGCAUUCGAGCUGCCCUGUAAUCCCACAGCUUCAUGUCAUCUUCUCAUCCCAGGACCUGUUAGCCAUUGCAUCCUAAAUGUUAAUUACUUAUAAUAAAUCAUGGAGAAUAACACACUAAUGUGAAGACUUCU